Messenger RNA from Chelmon rostratus (copperband butterflyfish), 1113 nucleotides. It is a transcript of the gene rgs5b, whose product is annotated as regulator of G protein signaling 5b. Lineage: Eukaryota; Metazoa; Chordata; Actinopteri; Chaetodontiformes; Chaetodontidae. The coding region runs from base 95 to 631 and encodes 178 amino acids. The transcript is spliced from 5 exons. The record is from RefSeq and is a predicted model, not a curated record.
UACAGGAAGGAGGACAGCUCUGUGAGGCGCUACAUACUUUACGAACAACUGUCAAAACCUUUGGGAAUAACCACCAGCGAACCAACAUCUCAUCAUGUGCAGAGGACUGGACUCACUGCCGAUCACCUGCCUGGAGAGGGCAAAGGAGCUGAAGGCUUUGUUUGGAAGUUUACUACAAAAGUCAGAUCACAGCAUCACUGGCCAGUCGAAGAAGAAUGACAAACUGAGACUAAAUGCUGAUGAGCCUCUGAAAUGGAACGAGUCGUUUGACAAACUGCUGUCCAGUCAAAAUGGACUGUGCCUGUUCAGAGCGUUCCUGGUCUCAGAGUUCAGUGAGGAGAACAUCGCCUUCUACUUGGCUUGCGAGGACUACCAGGCGACUAAGUCCUCAAAACUGGCCCCCAAAGCCAAGAAGAUUUAUGACGAGUUCAUCAGCUCCGAUGCACCACGAGAGGUAAAUCUUGACCACCUGACCAAAGCCAUCACAAAGGAGAACGUGGAGCAUCCUAAGCACUCCUGUUUUGAGCUGGCCCAAGCCAAAAUCUACACCCUGAUGGAGAAAGACUGCUACCCUCGCUUCCUCAAGUCCCCCGCUUACCUGGAGGUCAGCAGAAAGGCCAAGACAGGCUAAAGACCUUCAUUACAAACUGUCCAGCACGCAGCAGCAGACGUGACGCGAUCGCUCCUCAAAAGGGACAUCAGCUUACUGAAGCAGAGACUGGAAAGGUUCACACGGAACAAACGCCUCGGCCCAGGCAGCUUGGUGCCAGGCCGUGCAGUUAUUUUGGAGCCCGGCGGUUGCACACAGAUCGCGGUCCGGGCUGGAAGCUAAAGGUCACAUGAAGCUGUGAGAAGAGACUGACACAGACUGAGUUGCAGGCGCUGUCUGCCUCCAGCAGAGACACCUGUACUGUACAUACAGGGCUGCGUGAGCGGCCGCCGCAGGGGCAUCAGUUGUAAAAUGCAGAUAUACAUGAGUUGCUUUCACACAACAAAACUACCACUGGGAGACAUAGCACUAGCGUUUAUUUAUUCAUUAUUUAUUUAAAGUUAUUCUAUUCUCAUUUUUAUAAUGUGAAUGUUGGUUGUGCAGCCUGUUGGUGAAAACUGGUU